Molecule: messenger RNA, 1952 nt
Organism: Cydia amplana
Lineage: Eukaryota; Metazoa; Arthropoda; Insecta; Lepidoptera; Tortricidae
Product: UNC93-like protein
Exons: 8
Coding region: 265-1908 (547 amino acids)
Biological process (GO): regulation of muscle contraction; regulation of potassium ion transport
Cellular component (GO): striated muscle dense body; plasma membrane
Molecular function (GO): potassium channel regulator activity
Source: RefSeq, a predicted model, not a curated record
CUCGCGUCGCGGCCUCCAGUCUCAGCACCGUCCGACGCCCGCGCACACGUACCCGCGCACACGCACUCGCGAGUGUCCAGUGACAAGCUGCCUUUCUCUCACGCAGUGCUAUCGUGUUCGACGUGAAUGCUAAACCGGACUUUGAAAACACAAAAAUCACCCGGAAUUUUUGACAAGCCGCCCGCCAGCAGCCGGGAGAGGCGCUUCGAUCCGGUACGCCACACGCCACCAAGCGACCACGUAGGCUGCAAGAGAUAACCCGGUAUGACGGCCACACACGGAGGGGGACGUGAAGACGAACGCCCCGACAAGGACUCAGUGUACACGCUCAAGACCGGCUUCAAGAACGACGGCUACCAGCACGACAAGGACAACGACGACAUCGUCAAACCCCCGCCUCUACCCAUAGAAGAUGAAAACUACCCAACGGGAAAAGUUAAACUAUCAAGAAACGAGAAAUGGAGAAUACUAAAGAACGUGGCGGCGGUGAGCGCCGCCUUCAUGGUGCAAUUCACCGCUUUCCAAGGGACGGCUAAUCUACAGUCGUCGAUCAACGCCAAGGACGGGCUGGGCACGGUAUCGCUAAGUUCCAUUUACGCGGCGCUCGUCGUAUCCUGUAUAUUUGUUCCCACCUUUCUAAUCAAGAGGCUAACUGUGAAAUGGACUUUGUGUUUGUCCAUGAUGUGCUACGCGCCGUACAUCGCGGCGCAGUUCUACCCGGCUUUUUACACGCUGGUGCCGGCCGGGGUAGUGGUGGGGAUGGGAGCGGCCCCCAUGUGGACGUCGAAGGCCACGUACCUCACGCAGGCCGGUAGCGUCUACGCGAAGCUGACGGAUCAAGCUGUCGAUGGCAUCAUCGUGCGAUUCUUCGGCUUCUUCUUCCUCGCUUGGCAGACGGCCGAGCUUUGGGGAAAUUUGAUCUCAAGUUUGGUGUUCUCAUCGGGCGUGCAUAGCUCCAACGGCACCACCGAGAACAACACCAAGACCCUGCUGACUUGCGGAGCCAACUUCUGCAUGGUCGGCGGCGGCCAACACGAGAACCAGAACCUGCACCGGCCGCCCGACAGCGAGAUCUACGAGAUCAGCGCCAUCUACCUGGCGUGCGUAGUGGUCGCCGUGCUCAUGGUCGCGCUAUUGGUGGACCCACUCUCCAGAUACGGUGAAAAGCAGAGGAAGGCUGACCCGGCCAAGGAGCUGUCCGGCAUCCAGCUGCUGUCGGCCACGGCCUACCAGCUCAAGAAGCCUAACCAGCAACUGCUCAUUCCCAUCACUCUGUGGAUCGGCAUGGAGCAGGCGUUCAUCGGAGCAGACUAUACUCAGGCCUACGUGUCCUGCGCACUCGGCAUCCGUUCCAUCGGCUACGUGAUGAUCUGCUUCGGGGUCGUGAACGCCAUCUGCUCCCUCGUGUUCGGCUCGGCCAUGAAGUACAUCGGCAGGUUCCCGAUCCUCGUGAUGGGCGCCGCGCUGCACCUGGGGCUGAUCGUGUGGCUGCUCAUCUGGCGGCCCAACCCCGAGACCCCCAGCACCUUCUUCGUGAUCUCGGGCCUGUGGGGCGUGGGCGACGCCGUGUGGCAGACGCAGGUUAACGGACUGUACGGCGUGCUCUUCCGGCGCAACAAGGAGGCCGCCUUCUCCAACUUCCGGCUGUGGGAGAGCGCCGGGUUCGUGGUAGCGUACGCCUACUCCACGCACCUCUGCGCGCGCAUGAAGCUGUACGUCAUGAUGGUGGUGCUCCUUAUCGGCUUCUGCGGGUACAUCGUUGUCGAGAUCCUGCACAAGAGAAAGGCCCGCCGGCUGAAGGCGAUCGCCGAGGACCCGGCCGUGGCCGCCGAGGCCGCCAAGCAGCCCCCCGAGGAGGACGACGAGAAGGACGAGAUCGACGACGAGAUCGUCAUCACGCACCUGUGAGCGCCCAAAACAACCACCUUUGCCCUGGGGAAUUUAUGUGUCCA